GAAACAAUAUGAUGACUUCUACUUUAAACAUGCCACAUAUGCAUCAACAAGGGUACAAAAUGCGUGGUUUUGAUCAAAGAAGCGUUUAUUACAGAAGAGAAACAUCUCCUAUGUCACUAAGAAGUUUCCGUGAUUCUGGUGCACAAAACUUUCGUGAUUCAAUUUAUAACCGUGGUAUGAGCUCUCAAAGGUCUGUUUUUAAUGGAAGAAGUGGCUCACCCAUGUCUAUGAGAAGCAUUGAUUCUAAUGCAAGUGUUAGUGCUGCUGAUAUAGCUUUAGCAUUCAAAAAUGUGAAAUUCAAUAAAUAUGAUUUAAGACUUAUAAAAGAAGCAUAUAAUAAAUUUAUGAAAAAUCGUAUUAGAAAAAGAAUUGAAAAACGGAGAAAUCUGAAACUAUUUUCAAAAGGUAAUAGACAGAGAUUGGGUGAGGACUCAGGAGAGCAAGGCAGUGAUUCAUCAAUCAGCAGUGAUGAUUGUAGAUCAUCUAGAACAAUCCUACAUAAAGAUAAUAUACCAAAAUCGAUAAAUAGACCAUUGACAACAUACGAUUUAACACAGUUCAGGACUUCAAUGAAAGAGAAUGAUAUGUAUAAAGAUUGUACAGAAAACUUAAAACAGAAUUAUCUUAGAAAUAUGUUUACUGUUAAUUCAUUAAAACAUACUACUAAUCACACACCACAAGAAAAAGACGAAAAUACCUCUGUAGUUACUCUAAAAGAAAGAUUUGCUAAAGGAGCUUCAUUUCAAUGGCCAUCUCAAAGGUUCAACAAGUCAAGUUAUGAGACAUCAGCUAGAAAUGUGAUUACAGAAAUCCCUAGAAACAAAACUAAUCCCCAUACACAAUCAGAAAAUACUAAGGCUAUCGAUACUGAUAGUGAGAAGGAGGAAAUAUUUUCACAGAGCAUAGUUAAAGCAAAUAGUACUCAUCAAAGUACAAUGCAACAAAAAAGAGUGCUUGAAGAUGAAGAAUCAAAUUCAUCUAAUAGAAAGAGAAGUAAGACUGCUAUAUCACCAAUAAAAGAAAACGAUAGUUUGUCUAAUAACAUAAAUAUUCAAAAUAAUGAGUUCAACUUCAAAAAACCAAAAAUGCCUGUACCAAAAAUAUCCAAUGUAAAGAAGGGUUCUGUUCCUGAAAUAUUGAUAGCUAAAUCUCGUCUACCUCUUACUGGAGAUUUGGAAUUAGAUUUACCUAAUAAUAAUAAUAAAUCACAGCAUAAUAAUUUCUAUGAUGAACAGAACUCAGUUGUACAAAACAAAAAGCUGUUACAGAAAACUGCUGAAGUCAUAGAACCUGAUUGUUCUAAUCACACAGAAGUUACUCAGAACACCACUGAUGUUUCAAUGAGACCUAGUUUUUUAAAACGGAAACUUUUCACUCAAAAAUUAGAUAUUGCUGAAAGUAAGAAUAUUAGUAGUGAUAACUUAGCUACCAACAGCCCUCAAACUAAUAUAUAUAACAUUUGCAGAGAAAAAAAUAAAGUACGAAAGAUAGUGUCGUCGCAAUCAUAUUGUUUAAGUCAUGAUGUUCUUGGUGAUGAUAAUGUUUUAGAUUUAAUACACAAGAUUGUGCCUCCUGAUCAAAUGAACAUGACUAAUGCUACCAACAAAAAAGAAUUGAGUAAAAACAAUAUAGAUAAUAAUGAUAAAUGGGAUGUAGCCUCUGUUAUAUCUAUGUGCAACAAUGAUGAGGGUAGUGAUACUUACACAGAUGAAGAAAUAUUUAAAGUAUCUCAAAUUUCUAACAAAACCAAUACUAAACAAGCUAAUAAAGAAGUGAAUAAACCAACUGCUGUAAAAAAUAAAAUGACUGAAGUUCAAAAACCGCAACCUGCAGUAAAUAAUACUAUAAAACUAAAUACUGAUUGUAAAGUAGUAGUAAAAAAAAUGGAAACUAAUGCUUGCAGUUGGAAAAAUGAUGCAGCUAAAUCACAAUGUCAAAACAAGAGAACUGUUAUUUCAAAUUGUGUAAAGUCUUUCUGGGAUACCGAUUUUGAAAGUGAUAUGGAGGAAAGGACUGUAACACCAUGGACAUCAAAAUACCAACUAAAGCAAGAUAAUGCUAUCCACAAAGAUGCUUCAAAAAGCAGUUCUGAUACAAAUUUUAACAAAAAAAACUUUAUAAAAGGCACUAUACUAACUGUAAGAAGUUUUCGAAGUAAAGGUCUGAAUGGCAGUACAAGAUCUGAUAUAAGUAGAGUUUCAAAACAAACAGAUUAUGAUAAAACAAGACAGCAAAAAAAUAAUAAAACUCCAAACAAGAAUACUAAAUCCUCGCAAAAUGAUGAAAAAAAAGCACAAGAGCAAGUUGUUCAAUCUACAAAACCCCAAAAAAACUCUAGGUCAAAAAGUAAUUUAAGUAAAGUCACUAUUGAAAAACCCAAAUCAAAGCCAGUAUCAACCAAAGAGACGAAAAGUAAAAAGCAAAAAUCAAAAGAGAACAAUGAAUGCAAUAUUUCAAGAGAAAGUCUACGGCUAAAGCAGAAAAAAGAACAGACUGAAAUGAAUUCAAGUACCCAGAUUAAUAAAAGAGGAAGGCCGGCAAAAGGUUCAAUAGAAAAAAAAGAAGAUUCUAUUCCCAAAAACAGUCAAACAGUGAAUAAAAAAGGUGUCAAAUCUCUUAAAAACCCUACAAUCAAGCUUGGUAAUUUGAAUAGGACUCGUCAAACACCAAGGAAACGUAAUGAAAAGAUGCAAUUAUCUUCAUCAGUUGAUGGCUCAAGUUUGAAUAUUAGUAAUAUAUUAUCCACAAGCUUACGAGUAAGACGAAAAAAUGUAAAAUAGUUUUGACAUAAAUCAUAUAGAAAUUAGUGUGUAAAUGCGAUCUUUAAUUCAUAAAAUAAUUUGUGUAUAAAAUUAUGUCUAUGAA
Melitaea cinxia (Glanville fritillary) is the source of this 2865-nucleotide messenger RNA. Its product is annotated as arrestin domain-containing protein F-like. The record is from RefSeq and is a predicted model, not a curated record. NCBI's taxonomy places the organism in Eukaryota, Metazoa, Arthropoda, Insecta, Lepidoptera, Nymphalidae. The transcript has 4 exons. The coding region runs from base 9 to 2780 and encodes 923 amino acids.